AAUAUGUUCCCACUCGAACGCACCUUGCAUGUCUUGGCCAAAGUAGAAGCGUUUUAGGACAGAAGGCCUUGUUGAGCUUUGUCCAUCUCGAUUUGCUUCAGUAGGAGUAGCUUCCAUCCGCGUCCGCUAAAUGGGUUCGGCUUUUCUUGAUCUCGGCUGAUCGUGUGCAUUGGAGCCGGAGGCGGGGGGGAUUCGCCCGCAUGGUUCGUCCGUUGCUCUGGAGUUUGGAAAGAUUUAAAGUUCUGUUCUGGUUUGAGCAGGAUUCUGGCGGAAAGACACAUCAGAAAUGAGGGAAUUAUCAAGUAUGGAUCCUGUGUGUGACUUCUGCGGUGUAGUGAGGGCCGUGGUGUACUGCAAAUCGGACUCGGCCCGCCUUUGUCUGCAGUGCGACGGGUGCGUCCACUCCGCUAACACGCUCUCCCGUCGUCACGCGCGCUCUUUGCUGUGCGACAAGUGCUGUUCGCAGCAUGCGGUGGUUCGAUGUAUGGAUGAGAGGUUGUCGCUGUGCCAGGGCUGUGAUUGGAGCGGCAAUGGGUGCUCGGGGCAUGGACACCUUCGCCAGGUGCUGGACUGCUACACGGGCUGUCCUACAUUGUCCGAGUUCACAAGCAUAUGGUCCUCGGUUCUUGAUCCGCCUUGUUCGAAUGAUUCGGAUAGCAGGUGGGGGCUGCCGAGCGCUCCCCCAAUGGAAGGCAAUGGCGUGAGCAACUUGUUGGAGAAUAGGGACUGCGAGGGCUCAUAUGGGAUGGCGAUGAGCAAGCUGAAUGAGUUUGGCCCUUGGAUGCGGCCGGCUGCAUUGUCGACACCGAAUGCAAACUAUACCCAACUGUGCAAAGAUCAAGCACCUUUCACUGCUCAGGAACUCAAUUUGCCCAAGGUGCCCUUGGGUUGUUCUGGUUCCAAAAGUCUCGGGUUCGACGGAAGCAGCGAUCUAUGCCAGAGUCUCGGCAUGGAAGAUAUUCCCCGCCAUGGAAAUGGGGAUGAGGUUUUGGGCUAUCAGCCUUGUCAAAAGAGGUUUCUCUUCGAAGAUGGAGAUAUGGAGUGCCUUCUGAUGGAGAAGAAUCUGUCAGCUACAGAGUCCAAUGGACCUAUUGAGAAUGCCAUGGAGGCAUCAUCCUCGGCGCAACAGGACUCGGUAUCUUUUCAUUCCUCUUACAUGGGCGGUUCGGUAACCGGGGUGCAGUCUAUGAAGGGAGGCGCGAAUUGCCUGCUUAUGAGUCCUGGGUGCAGCAGAAAUUUAAAUUUCGGAUAUCCUGCUGGCCCGGUUCAUUCGAGCAUAUCACUAUCCUUGUCGAAUAUCACCGGGGAAAGUAGCGCAGCUGAUUACCAAGAUUGUGGACUGUCACCGGUAUUUCUAACUGGUGAAUCGCCGUGGGAACCAAACCUGGAGGCAAGUUGUCCGCAGGCAAGGGAUAAAGCUAAGAUGAGAUAUAACGAGAAGAAGAAAACAAGAACAUUCGGAAAACAGAUAAGAUAUGCCUCUCGGAAAGCCAGAGCGGACACAAGAAAACGGGUAAAAGGUCGAUUUGUAAAGGCAGGGGAAGCAUAUGAUUAUGACCCUCUACGGACAAGGGACUCCUGAGCCAUAUCACAAACUUGGUCCUUGAAAGACAAGUCCAGACAGAAUAAGGUUUGCGAGUAUGUUGUUCACAGGUCUAAUUGUCCUGUCUUGAGUUGGGGGAGGAUUCUGCUUCUGCUCUCAACCUAUGGUCAC
Rhodamnia argentea is the source of this 1714-nucleotide messenger RNA. RefSeq names its product zinc finger protein CONSTANS-LIKE 12-like. Lineage: Eukaryota; Viridiplantae; Streptophyta; Magnoliopsida; Myrtales; Myrtaceae. Gene Ontology annotation, molecular function: protein binding; zinc ion binding. The transcript has 5 exons. The coding region runs from base 287 to 1582 and encodes 431 amino acids. The record is from RefSeq and is a predicted model, not a curated record.